AAGCCCGCACUCCCGGACUCGCCUCUACCACAGAGCCGAGCCCGUCUCCGGCACCAGGCAGAGCCCAGAGCCAGCCAGAGAGCGAUUCGCCGCCGCCGCCGGCGUCAAGCCUCCAGGGAGCGAUCCCCUCCGGCCACCCAACACCAACAGACUCGCCGUCGCGCCCCCCGCUCCCCCUCAAGCCGCCCCGCCCGCGUCUCCCUCGAAUCUAGGGUUUCCGCCGCCGCCGGAUAGGGGAGGGGGAAGGGGGGAAGGGGAGGAACAGAACCAGAGCCAGAGCGAGAUGGCCGGAAGGCUCCUCGGACAACUCCUCGUCAUGGGCGGCGCCGUCGUCGGCAGGGCCGUCGUGCAGGCCUACCGCCAGGCCAUCGUCAAUGCACAGCGAACCGGAGCUGCCCAGGAAGCUGUCAACGGUAUUCGAAGGGCUAGCAAGGCCAUGACCGAGCAAGAAGCCCGGCAAAUAUUGGGUAUCAGUGAAAAGACGAGUUGGGAAGAGAUCGUGCAGAAGUAUGAUACGAUGUUUGAGAAGAACGCCAAGAGCGGAAGCUUCUAUCUGCAGUCAAAAGUCCACCGAGCGAAAGAAUGUCUGGAAUCCAUAUACCAUGAUAAGCCGGACAUAAUGAACUGAGAUGGCCUGCGUUUCAUCUAACCGAUCGAUUUGGUCAAUGUGACCAGAGGUCACCAUACCAUACUGAGUUCUGCUGGGCGACAUCAGGUCAAAUUUGGUUGUAACAGGGAGUUUGAUCCACUUUGACUCGAAUAAUAUAUAUUCAACAAAAGGAACACCGUUUGAUUUGUUUU
Messenger RNA from Hordeum vulgare subsp. vulgare (domesticated barley), 801 nucleotides. Its product is annotated as mitochondrial import inner membrane translocase subunit PAM16 like 2-like. Lineage: Eukaryota; Viridiplantae; Streptophyta; Magnoliopsida; Poales; Poaceae. Gene Ontology annotation, biological process: protein import into mitochondrial matrix. The transcript has 4 exons. Gene Ontology annotation, cellular component: TIM23 mitochondrial import inner membrane translocase complex. Bases 284 to 628 code for a protein of 114 amino acids. The record is from RefSeq and is a predicted model, not a curated record.